UUACAGGAAAACAGGGUUGAAUAAUUUAUUUUAACUUAUUUUGUCCGUGUAUUAAAUAAUUUAUGAAUAACAGAAACGUUGUCUCGUUUUCUUACACUAUUGUAAAUUGGUAAUAUUUAUAAUUUGGUAAGUCCACGACCCGUGUGAUAAGAGAUGAUAAAAUGGCCUACGAGAAUUGGUUGAGUCGUAGGAAAGGUAAACAAAGCGGCAAUUUAUUUAAAUUGGACAGCAACAAAAGUAAUGAAGAAAAUAUAAAAGAAAUUAUUCAAGGGCUAUAUCUAAAGAAACCUUAUCAAAAUGAUGUUUCACCUACCAAUAAAAAUGUACAAUCAGAAAUUAAAUUAGGCCUCCGCGGCAUGCCAAGAAACAGUUCUGACAGCCGCAGAUUGUCCUACUUAAAUGCCUUAGUCACACUUUUAUGUAAGGAAGAUAGAUUUAAUUUGGGAUUCACUAGUGAUGAGUUAAUGACAUGUAUUCGAGUAAGCUUAGUGGAUGAAUCUAUGGUAAUAAGAGCAGCAGGUUUGAGGGUCUUACGAUAUUUAAUAAAGACUGAAAGUGACGUAGCAACUUUUAAUACACUAAAGUUGCAAUACCUUGUCACUAGAUCCAUAGACCUGAUGCUUCGUAAUGAGGAAGAACGAGCACAAGCACUUCGUGUAGUAAGAAGAGUGGUUGCUGUGGUGGGUGCCGCAGUAGGGCAAUCCAUGUUGCGUCAUCGAGCGGUUUAUGUAGACCAGGGCUUACUGCGCUGUCUUAUUGCUGUCACACGCUCAGGAAACACCGGUGACGGAACAGGGGACAGGCUAUCAAGACCUGCUAUAGCAACCCUAGCAGAAAUAUGUGUGUUAAAUCCAGAACUGUUCAUUAUGUGUGGCGGCGUGACGGCGGUGACACGCCAGUUGGCCGAGUGCGCCACUCCCCGAAUGGCCGAAGCCCUCUGUGGGGUGUUGUUGCACACGCUAAACGACCCCGUCUCGCGGUUCGCGGCGAGAAUCGACCUCACGUGUCUCAGCUCUCCCUACUGCGACUUCCAUUUUCGACCAGCGGGAACUGACACUAGCAGAGACGAGCGCGAGAUGCGCUUCACGUGCAGCCGGCUGGCGCUGCUGUGCGCGCUGCGCAGCUGGCCGGGGCUGCUGCACUUCUGCCAGCCGCGCGGCGCCGGCCUGCCCGCGCUCGUGGCCGCGCUCUACCUGCCGCGCCUCGAGGUCCGAAAAGCUAUACUGGAUUUGCUGUAUGAACUAGUUGGAUUGCCACAGCCAGAAUGGACAGAUGAAAUUUCGGUAGCCCUAGAUGCCGUAGAUCCAUCUGACUUCCAGGAUUCCUGGCGACUAAACGAAGGGUUUGUUGCCGCGGAAGGUACUGCCAUACUACCCCAUCUAAGUGCUACUGGACCUGAUAUUAGUGAAAUACAUCUCGCUCUAUUGCUUCAGUGCUUUUUAGAGGCUGGAUUAUUAGACGGGUUAGCCGAAGUGAUCGUAACGAGUGACACGUUUAUAUCAGUCAGAGCGACUGUGUUACUAGGCCAACUAUUACAUUUAGUUCAUUUAUUCGUACCAUCUCAAAUAUGUAGCGUGACGCCGGCAUUACCGUCGCUGAUGUCUCAGGCGUCGGCGGGCAAGCCGCAGGCACUCGCGGCCAUCGCUGCCUUACGCAGGCUCCACUCGAUGCUUGAAGCGCGACCGGCUAGCAGCAGUUUGUUCCUAGACCACAUCAUACAGUACUGCAGCGGCGCGUUCAAAGAGAAAGUCGAGGACACCACCAAAAGCAGAAAGGAGAAAGACAACGCGAACAUGGCGAAACCCAAAAACGACAACGCCCUGCACAAAGACAACAGCAGCGAGUUUCUUGACUACUCGGACAACGAGAACGAACCGAAGAGGCAUAGCGUCGGCUCGCGCGCAGAUGUCUCCAACAGAAACGUCAGUGCGUUAGUGAAAAGCAAAAGUGUCAGUUCUCGGACUAGUGCGGCAGUGAGCAAAGUGACUAAAUCGGCCAAACUGAACAGACUCAAACUCUUCGAACGGGACAGCGAUAGUUUAAUUCGAAACACGUUAGUGAUGCAAAACAAGGACGGCAACACUUGGGAUUGGGAGAUAAUUCGGACUAUAUUGAAGGAAAACGACAGUGCUCCGUUACUGAAUCUGAACGACAGUGGUCACAGAGCGUGGGUGGGGCGCAUUAUCAAUUACCUGAAGCCAUCAUCGAAUAAGUAUUCCCACACCGACCUUUCGACCACGGGCCACGGUCACUCGGCCACGCGGGCUGGUUGCCAGCUAAUAAGGCAUCUAUUGAGGCAUAAUGAUCCUGACUGCCACAGGAUGCUAGAGGAAUUGUUUUACGACGUAAGCCGUCAAAUCGAAGCGAUCGAAACCGGCAUCAAAGCCCACGGCUGCCUCUUCAGUCCUCAGCACAUGUGUAACACGAUGUGUCAGAUGUACUUCCUUUUCAUUGGGCAACUAUGCCACUCGCACACUGGCCUAAGACUUUUUAAGGAGACUAGGUUGUACGAAAAUCUGUUAGAACUAUCAACGAAAACACACCACAGUUGCUAUGUAAAGUUAGUUAUAUCAAGUUUAGACUAUACCCUGGAUUCCUAUCCUCGCGACAUUCUUGCCAAGACCCUAACCUGCAGCAUCCAAGCAUCAAGACUAUACACUACACAGUUCCUAAAUGUGUUGCUGCGGGCGUCACGAAAGUCGCACGAUUUGGUUCGGAGGAAAACGAAAUUGAAGAAGAACUUUAUUCAAGAACAAGUGAAGCCGCCGCAUAGAGACGACGGCGAUGUUAACGUCGGUGUGGAUAUGGACACGUGGAUAUUGCAGAUGUUGGUUGGACAGGUGAAGGAUGAGUCCAAACAAGUUGUGAAAACGUCGCUAGCCAUUUUAGAAGAAGCCUACAGUGUGCCUGUUUACUUCGACAAGCUGAUGUCGAUGAAAGAGGUACUCUGUCAGAACUGCAGACUCGACAAGGCAGCGGAGCCGGGCUCUCUCGAUUUCGCAGCGGUUGGCGACAGAGGCUACCUGCUAUGGCUUGGGCUGGAAGUGGCCGCAGCCUCUCACACCUCUGAUGUCAAGUCUGUGGCCUUUCUGAAGAAACACUUGGAGUUCUGGACGAAGUUUUAUAACUACAGAUACGUGCGUCUAGUGGAAGCCAGCGUGCACGAGGCGCUAACUCUGAAUGAAGCGGCGGGCCAACGUCCUGCCCCCCGCGCCCGCCGCGCCGCGCGCCCGCCGCACCACCUGCACGCCGCGCUGGCUGCGCGCGCGCCGCCCGGCCUGGCACGAGCUUUGUUAGCUACGGUGCUACCCAUGCAUUAUAAGAUAUUACAACGCCAAAAGUGUGCAACCGAGCAAGAGAUCGUUGACCUAAAAGCGUCACUUUGGGCAGUGGGCAAUACCGCAGUGACCCCGCAGGGCUUACAGCAGCUUAUGAAUCUAUCCAACAACUACUUAGAAGACUCAGUCCCUGUGCACAUAGUCCGCUUGGCUAAGUACAGCCCUGUAUACUCAGUCAGAGCCACGGCGUUCUAUGUGCUCGGACUUAUAGGCAGCACCUAUGAUGGAGCCAAUUUGCUUGCUGAACUAGGUUGGCUUUGCGUGAGGCACACACGACACGAUCAGUUUCCUGUGAUCCCCGAAGAGUUUUAUCCAGCUGUAUACGACUCGAGCGGCAACCAAUACUUUGUGACCUCACCCGAUCGCCGAUUCAACUACGAUGCGGAUAUCAGCGAACACUCUGACCACACAGACCAAAGCACAGCGGAGAGCCUCCACUCCGACAUAACGAAACACCUCAUCAAAGUUGGAUCUAUACUAACAGAACAUGCCGAAGUCAAAGAUAUUGAUGUAGUAGACUACAAAAGCAACUUCACGAUCGAAGGUCGAAGGGAGCCGGAUAAAAGGAAAUCUCACACUUUACCCACUCAAGGCUGUAGCACGUCACACGACCGUCCGAUGCUCUCCGAGUCUCGAACUGUAGAUAUACUGAGAGACUGCUUGAAUUAUGAAAGACAGAACCGGCUGCUUAUAGGCAGGAUGAACUCCCUCGAAUAUGCCCACGAAGGUCGCGUCAGGAAUACCAGCGAGUCAAGUACCAGCGGUGUGAGCAGUUGCGAUUCGUUCCUUGGGAAAUAUGCUAUUCCUGAUAGAAUCUUGACUCUCAGUCCUAUACCGAGUUCAUCAAGUCUAUACGGCAUGAAAAGUAAUAGCAGCUCACAUCGCGCCAAGAUAUCUGAACUCCAACGACGGACAUCUACCUCAAGUUUUACUGGUCCAGAUGUGGCAAGCUCUCCGCCCAGUCAAGCAGACAUAACUGGGUUUGCGACGCUAAAGUCUUUGAACAGACGGCCUCAUUUGUCGGAAAGUGCUGCAACUGGAUCAAGUGACUUGGAUGACUUGAGCUGGCUGUUAUCAGAAAGCAACAGAAGGUCGAAACCGUUUUCCUCUCUCAGGGAUAGAGCGAAAUCUACAAGAGAAAGGAUGACGAAGUUAAGCCUUCUAGAAUACGACUGGAAGCCCCUCGGCUCAGACGCGGGGCGGCAGUCGCCGGCGCGGCCGCGGCAGAGGCGCUCCAGCGUGCCCCCGCCCGCGCCCCGCCCGCCGCCGCCGCCCGCAUACAUCGGCAUCUGUCUACCGAGGGACUUGACGGAGCUGUUCCCGAGCCCCUCGGGUCGGUCGCGGCCGCGGCAGAGGCGCUCCAGCGUGCCCCCGCCCGCGCCCCGCCCGCCGCCGCCGCCCGCAUACAUCGGCAUCUGUUUACCGAGGAACCUGACGGAGCUGUUCCCGAGAGAAGACGAUGGCAAAGAGCGCGACGAUGGCGAGGGCAAGCCGGACGGCGCGCGGCGCACGCGAGUUCCUUCGUUCCUGGCUGACUCAAGCAACGCAAGCACUGACAACAAGUCGCGCGCCACGCCGGAUAGCCAGAAACUCACCUCGUACAGAACUUCAUUAUUCAGUGCAACAGGCACCGGUAAUGUAGGAGCAAUGAACCCAAAUAGCGGAAUAGCCAAAGAGAGAGUGUUGAACUCGACGACCGUAGCCGAAAUGACUACACCGGUCGACGCUAUAAUCGAGGAGCGGUCGCAGGACAGCAGUAAUAGUAGCAACACCACGACUGUUAACGCGACAAGCACGCCAGUUCCAAACGCGUCUGAUAAGACGGAUAACGUUGAGAGUAGGCCAGAGAAGGCACCAUUGGCCGGUGAGGGUGACGCGACGAAGAGUCACGCGGAUAAUGACAACAGCUUGAGCACGGCUGGGGGCGUGUCGUCGAGGAAUGUCAACAGGUGGCGCCACUCUGCCUCGGAUUGCUUGGCGUGCGUGCGCACGAGGCCUCCGUCGUCGCAUGAGCUUCGCGAAAUGUUCUUUGCGGGCAUGGACGGCGCGGGGGCGGGGCCGGUAGGCGGGGGGGCGGGGCCGGUGGGCGGGGGGGCGUUGGCGGGCGAGCCUCGCAGCCCGCCCGCCAGCCCGGCGCCGGCUGAGCGCUCGCCGCACGCCGAGGUGCUGCACCACGUGCACUACAUGUCCAACCCCACGCACUUGAGACAGACUCGCUCAGCGCUGCUGUCGCUGAAGCAACGCCACCCAGACGUGUUCCGCAGUCCGUGCGUGUAUUCCGACGUGUGCGCUUUAUUAGCCCGCGACACAUACAUGCUGUGCGCGCGGCGUUUCCUGCAAGAGUUGUUCCUGGAUACAAACUUCGAGUGUUUCGCCGCGGAGCCCACCGCCUUGCUCGCUCGCCGUGCCGACCACCGCCACAGCCAAUAGCGAUUGGCCACGCGUCUCUCGUAGCCGCGGUGACACGGCGGGGGCCGUCUGUGAAUGACGUCACGAAUAACGCGUAACUACGCAAAGGCAGGUUUUAUAUUGUCUGUAUUAGAUUUUUUCUGCAAUAAUUGCAAAAAUAUUGGUGGCUCUUAAUUGUAGUGUUUGUUUCUUUGCAUUGAAAUUUUUAGAGUAGUAAUAAAAAUAACUUUUCAUAGCCUUACCUAAUUUGUCGCGAUUAAACGAAACGCUUUUUUUGCUAAAAGCUGUUUGGAUUGAUUAUGGACACACAAAAUGGUAAUAAGCAUUUUUUUAUACAAAUACAAAAAAAAAUUGGCAAAAACAAUCAACGACUUCCUAGGUUCAGUAGAGAAAUAUGAUACAGACACCAAUUAAUGUCUUAUAUUCGUGAUGUUAUUUACGGAUGACCCCGUUGCUUCCAGACUGCCAGCGUGGUGAGUCAAACUCAGUUCUCAAGUACAGUAAGAACCCCAAAUAUUUGGAAGCUUUUGUAAAUUGUUAAAUAUCGUUCUUAAUUGGUGUUAUACCUUUUGACUAACGACUCUUGUGACACCCAAGGGCUUAAUGUGGUCGGGGGCAAUGAGUAUUAUAAUUAAAACCUUAAUAAGGUGUUUUGUUUCACGACUUGCGCAGCUAUUACUACUAUUAAUGUCCACAAAGAAAACAUUUCUAAAAUGACAUGUACGGUGGGCAAUAAAAAUAUCUAUUUAAGUAAAGCAAUAAGUAACGUAACGGUCGAAACGAUAGAGGUUUAAUCUAUUAUUAAUAACGUUUAUUUGGCUUGAAAGAAUUGGUACUUUAUUUACUUCGAUUUGGAUCGAAAUCGUAGUAUUUAACUAUGAAUCUUGCACGUCCACCUUUACCUAAGAUAUACCCAAAAUCCUUCAUAAACGGAAAUGAAAAAUAAAUAACAAGUAGCUUUUUGUGUCGUCUUUUAAAUUAUUGGGCAAGCAAUUAGCUGUCGUUAUAUAAUUUGUACCAGUUAAAAGUAUGAUUGUAAUGUUAGUUAGUCGUCUUCAGAAGAGAACGUUGACUUGAUAGCUAUUGCACACGUAACCGUCGGUUAGAUUCGUGUAUCGUCGUCUACCUGCGCCAAUCGGCUGGUAUUCAGUUUUUUGAUGGUUUGACUUCCUAUUAGUUUUAUUCUCAAUAUUUUUAAUUGUUUUCUGAAUAUCAAUUUUGAUUACAUGUAACAUUGUAUUGUUAUGAAGUAAUAUAAUUAUAGUGUUAACAACUAUUUUAUUGUAUUUACAUAUUAAUGCAAAAUAUAAGAUAAGCUCUUUAGAUAUUGCUGUAUCGCAUUAAUUAAGCACAUGUAUGCUUGAUAAUUUAUAUUAUUUUGUAAGGUUAGUUAUGUACCAUGUCAAAAGAAUCUUCCGGUAUCAUUAGCAUUCGCGCGAUGAGUAUUGACAAUGUUCCUUUCUAAUGGUGUGACUCUUUUAAUUAAUGUAACUUAAAAUAAAUGUAAAUCUGAAGCUGCAUUUAGAUCAUAUGUGUAGGAUUUGGAACUCCCGUCUCACUUCGCAACAACAAUAGUGUUCGCAGACUGACUACCGCACCAUUCCCUAUGAUCCCAUAGUUAAUUUAUUUAAGUGAUGUGCCUAUCCCACCUUUAGCAACGACGAGAAAUAUUUCCUAUUAUAGUGUUUCCUUCAUAAUUUAAUACAAGAUAGACAAAUAGGUUUAAUUAAUACACAAUUGUGUUCAAUUUUUAUGUCUUCAUAAACAUAAAUGCAUUUAUUUCACUUAUAAUAAUUGUUGUUAUUUAUGAAACUCAAACGAAAAUAUUAUGUAACAUUUUGAUAUUAUAUGCACCAAAAUAGAUAUCAGGAAAACAGUAUGCCACUUAUUUGUUAUAAAUCAUUGUUAAUGUUCAAGAGUAAUAUUAUUAUUGUAGUAGGCUAAGUUUAUUUUGUUUGUUUUUUGUAAGCUAAUAAACUUAAAAUAGGUCCUCAAAGAUAUACCACAGUAUUGGUAGUGUGUUAUCAUCUAAAAGUUGUACGUAGUUAUACACUCAAUACUGCAUUUAAAUAUAUUUCAGCAUACGAUAAAUAUCGUUGCUUUCAAAUAAGUAAUCUUCUUUACAAUUUUAUAAUAUGUUGGCCUUUUUCAUAAUCUUUAACUGUAAACUUCUAGCAUUAUCUCAGUACAUACAAACUGUAACUAAUAAUGUUCAUUGUUCAUUUCGAUUUCUGAGUUUGUCCUAUCACUAUUAAAAGUUAAUUACUUCCAGUCCAUAGUGUAUUUUAUCUUAUAUUCAUUGUUGGCGUAUUUGUAGUGUACCAUUAAGUUAGUACAUUUCAGGUAAUUUACAAAAUUUCGGAAGCAUGUGCAAUUGUGCAUUGUGCAAUCAGAUUUGCAUUUUGCGCCGAGGUUAACAAUUAGAAUUAACAUUAUAAAGCUAGUAAAUGUUGACGCCAAUGCCAGUCAUAAAUUAUUUUGUAUAUUUUAUACAUUAUCGUCAUGUGAUGUGACACUCAUCAAUAUUCGUAAAUUGUUACUUUUAUACGCUAUUAAAAUGUUUCCUUUAUAUUAGGGGUAAUAAAUAGUAUUUAUUUAUGAAAAAGGCCGAAGUAAGCUCUAAUAAAAAUACAUGAUUAUAAAGCAAGUUACGAACUGCAAUCUAAAAAUGUAUUGUGUUACUGCAAAAUAGGCAGAGAGUAAAUGAAAAUAUAGUGCCAUUGUGCUGGUUCCUUAUUAAAAUCAUUAUAACAAAAACAUACAUUAUAACCGACUCAAUUAUGUCACAGUCACUAUUCAGUAUAAUAAAAUAUUAUUUUAUACUGUA
This is a messenger RNA of Ostrinia nubilalis (European corn borer), 8574 nucleotides long. RefSeq names its product rapamycin-insensitive companion of mTOR (gene rictor). Gene Ontology annotation, biological process: positive regulation of phosphatidylinositol 3-kinase/protein kinase B signal transduction; TORC2 signaling. The transcript has 25 exons. Gene Ontology annotation, molecular function: protein serine/threonine kinase activator activity. The record is from RefSeq and is a predicted model, not a curated record. Gene Ontology annotation, cellular component: TORC2 complex. Bases 162 to 5768 code for a protein of 1868 amino acids. Lineage: Eukaryota; Metazoa; Arthropoda; Insecta; Lepidoptera; Crambidae.